ACGAGGAGGAAGAGGAGGAGGAUUUCCCCUCUCACCCCCUCUGAACUCUAGUCAGGACCUCAGAGCACAGAAAACUCAGGGAGGAAAAAGGUGAAGAAGAUGAAGAAGCUGGUGGUGUUUUUGCUUUUCCUGGUCGUGCUGACCGUCUACACAGAUGCAAAUCCAAUCAUCAAGGAGAGCUUUGCUAAGCAGCUGCUCCGCAGUAAGAGGCAGGAGCGACCGAUGAAGGCCGGACACCCUGAUGAGCCAAUGAGGGAGCACAUGCUGCACAUGCAGGCCCUGGAUCAGAGGGCCCAGGAGACCAACAUGGAGUCCUGGAUGAACCCUCACUGUCCCCCUCGCUGCGACAGGAACUACGGAUACCCAGUCUGAAGAUGGCAAAGAAAAGCACCAGGACUGACUCAACGUGGACUCAAUGGUGAAAAAAUGAACAAAAAAAAAAAAUGAAAAUAUAUGAACUCUUUCCCUUGUUUUCUUUUUCUUUCUUCUCCUAUAUAAUGAUAAUGUGAAGACAGGUAUUGCAUAUUUACUGUAUUGUCUUUUUAAAAUUUUAUAUCAGCUGUGUAGUUUGCUGUUCUUGUAGUUUCUUCAUUUAUUUUCACAUAGUUGUGUAUCAUUAGAAAUUGGAAAUUGGAAAUUGUAAACAGUGAAUGGAAUCAAAAAUCAAUAAAUAAAUCAUGGAUUCCUACAACAA
Molecule: messenger RNA, 694 nt
Organism: Amphiprion ocellaris (clown anemonefish)
Lineage: Eukaryota; Metazoa; Chordata; Actinopteri; Pomacentridae
Gene: c4h17orf67
Product: chromosome 4 C17orf67 homolog
Exons: 4
Coding region: 100-372 (90 amino acids)
Source: RefSeq, a predicted model, not a curated record